This is a messenger RNA of Fragaria vesca subsp. vesca, 1279 nucleotides long. RefSeq lists its product as uncharacterized. Bases 259 to 1233 code for a protein of 324 amino acids. The transcript is spliced from 3 exons. NCBI's taxonomy places the organism in Eukaryota, Viridiplantae, Streptophyta, Magnoliopsida, Rosales, Rosaceae. The record is from RefSeq and is a predicted model, not a curated record.
GCAAAGAAGCAAAGCUUGCAUACUUAGUUGCUGCACUUCAUUUUAUCUUUUAGGCUUUUAGCUCUCUGCUUCUCACAAGGACAUGGCUUUCUUGGUCACUAUAUGAUUGUGUCAAUUCACUUGCAGAGUUUCUUAUCAGACUUACUUAGGAAUACUAUUAGGGUCAUAUUGUUACAGGCUACAAACAGUGGUUAAUAUCUUGUACUUCACAGUAUGCAGCAUUUAUUUUUGUAAUUAUCAAAGGCCUCGAAGAGCGAAAUGUCUUUCGUAGUAACCUCAUCCUCCAUUGUCAGCUCCUCAUAUUUUAACCAGCGCAGUGGUUCUAGGUUGAGAUGUUGUGGGAGUACUUGUAAAGUUUCAUACUUUCCCUUUAUUCGAUGCAAGUAUCUGUCUUGCAUUACUGAGAAUAUCCAUACAGUGUUGAGAAGGAAACCAAAUGAUAUCUUAAUGUCCACGGUGAUGAAUUGCACAAAACCCAAUUUUCAAUCCAUCACUGAUGAAGACACAGUUUUUAUUGAUUUGGGUGAUCAAGGAAAUGAAGAUGGUGAAGAUAUAGAUUCACCUUGGGAAGGGGCAGUUGUUUACAAGAGAAACGCUUCGAUAACACAUGUCGAGUACUGUACUACAUUAGAGAGGCUUGGGUUGGGAAACCUUUCAACCACGGUCUCCAAAUCUAGGGCUUCAGUGAUGGGGUUACGGGUCACCAAAGCUGUGAAGGACUAUCCAAAUGGCACGCCAGUUCAGAUUUCCAUUGACAUCACAAGGAGAAAGCAAAAACUGAGGCUUGAUGGGAUCAUUAAAACUGUCAUCACACUGACUUGCAACAGGUGUGGUGAUCCAGCAGCUGAGUCCAUAUUCUCCAACUUCUCACUUCUCCUAACUGAUGAACCCAUAGAAGAACCUGAUAUAAUCAAUAUGGGAGUGAUAUAUGGAGACAAUGCCAAAACUCAUACGGGAUUUGGUGGGGAGGAAAAUGAGGACGACUCAAUUGAUUUCGAGGAUCAGCUGUAUUUCCGCCCAGAGGACAAAGAAAUAGAUAUUUCAAAGCACAUAAGAGACUCGGUGCAUCUGGAGAUUACUAUCUCUGCGACAUGCAACCCAAAUUGCAAGGGGCUGUGUCUCAAUUGUGGUAAAAAUUUGAACACUAGCAAUUGUAUUUGUGGCAAACAGGAGGUAAAGAAGACUACUUUUGGACCUCUUGGAAAUCUAAAGAAGCAAAUGCAGAAAAAAUAACCUAAACUUCAUGUAUAUUUUUCAUAAACAACCCAGCACUUUGUUC